CCGGCCGCCCCCAGCCACCCGGCCUCUCCUCUGGAGCUCGCCGCCGCCUCGGGCCGGCGCCCCCGCCAUGUCGGGCGGGCUCCUGAGCGCGCUGGACAGCGACUCCUACGUGCAGCUGGGCCAGUACCGCGACCAGCACUUCCGGGGUGACAAGAAGGACCAAGAGAAGUUAUUGAAGAAAAGCUGUACUCUGUAUGUUGGGAACCUGUCUUUUUACACCACUGAGGAGCAGAUCUAUGAGCUCUUUGGCAAAAGCGGUGACAUCAAGAAAAUUAUCAUGGGCCUAGAUAAAGUGAAGAAAACAGCGUGUGGGUUCUGCUUUGUGGAAUACUACUCCAGAGCAGAUGCUGAAAAUGCCAUGCGCUACAUUAACGGGACCCGCCUGGACGAUCGAAUUAUCCGAACAGACUGGGAUGCAGGCUUCAAAGAGGGCCGACAGUAUGGACGAGGACGAUCUGGGGGCCAGGUACGAGAUGAGUAUCGAAAAGAUUAUGAUGCUGGCAGAGGAGGCUAUGGGAAAAUGUGCAAAAUCAAUGAGUGAUGGAAGCCCCUUGUGUACAAACAGACAACGUUGGCUGGUUGACGAUCCCUCGGAUAGCAACGCUCAAGUCCUGAAAACAGCUGAUAUAGAACAGGCUGUCUUUGGUUUCUCUGCCUCCAUACAGGAAUUACACCCCAAACCUUGACUUGGCUUUUCCACUCUGAAAAUCAUUAAAUGUCCAAAACUAAGCAAGUGACUGUGUUGGAGCCUUGAGUGGCUCUGUUGGUAGAUUUUAACCCAAUAUAGCACAAGAUUAGAAAAGUCUCAUUAUAUGACUGUGCUACUUACUGGUCAUGACUUGGAAUGGUCAUUUAGGGAAAAGAUCCUCAUGAAAUUUGUAUGAAAUGAGUGUAAUGAUCUGUGGCAAUAGCCUAUAAAUGAGAUUUAUUUCUAAGCUUUUCGAAGAUAUCCCUUGUUCCCAAGGUGUCUUGUAGCUCAUAAAGAUACACAAGUUAUUAGGGAAUUCCUAAAAGUGUUCUGCCUUAGUAUUAAUGAUCUGACAGAUGCAGAGUGAGGGCUCUGCACUGGUGUGCUGAAUGGAUGAUCUAGAAAGAAAUGUGUAUUUACAAUGUUAAGCACAUCCUUGAGCUUUCAAUGGGAAGUUGGUCCAAAGGAUGUGGAAGGAAACAGGAUCUUCUAUGGGAAAUUCCUCCUACAGACUGUAGGUAAGAAAUAUCAGAUGAAUUCCUCAGAAGUUCAUUUUAACUUGGAAAUUGGGCCAUGUUGAUGCUAGCCCUGUUGUAUUUUUUUUUUUAAUUUUACCAGAGUGGGAAGGGAACUGGCAGGGUUGAGAGGAGAGCCUGAAAAUUAAGGGAGCAAAACCUUCCUAAUAGGAAAGAUGGACUGAGCUUCACUUAGAACUGAUUUCCUGGUCAGUGAUUUGAGGCCACACCCAAGUGACAGGGUCCUUUUAUCAGCAUUUACAUUGCUGGUAAAAGGAUUGAAUUCUUGUUGAAUUGUGUACCUGAGAUGACGACUCAGCUGGGACAGGGUAGGAGGUUAUUUACUCCAACUAGGCAGAGAUUUACCUAUUAACAAGUUUUUUCCUGUUAAGUCUACUGGCUCAUCUGCAUCUAUUGGGGAAGACAGUCUGGAGCCCAACUGCAGAAACCCACUGUCAUUCACUUAAAGAAUUUUUAUCAAAGGAGGAAAAUCAAGAGCCAAAAUCAACCAGUAACUUGCCAUCUUUUCAGUGGUCUGUGGCUUAGGACAUUGGGGAGGAGAGAUAAAACUUCCUUUUGCAUGUUAAACUAUGACCAAGUGAUUAGUUGCAGAGUUUACAUGAGUUGUCUUGUUUCAGGUAACCCUAAUUUGUACAUUGUGAUCUGGGUCCAACCUUAUCCAUGUCUUAACUACGAACAGAACUUUGCAUUCGCAGACGCCGUAACAUCCUAGCAAGGAAGUCAUGUGCUGCCUAGAGAAGAGGGUGCUUUCCUCACACCCAGGGAAAGCUUGGCCUUUUUUUUUUCCUAUGGUUUUCUUUACAGGAUAGUUUUAGUUGUGUAUUUUAUUUCAUUCUGUGAUAAACAGAAAGGUUGAAUUUCAUUUAGUUCCUAAGAAUUUUGGAAUGGACAGUGCUUUCUCUCACGAGUUACUUGGCCAGGCCUCCUUCCAAUAAAGCUGUAACCAUCCCUCCA
This is a messenger RNA of Trichosurus vulpecula (common brushtail), 2178 nucleotides long. RefSeq names its product nuclear cap-binding protein subunit 2-like. The record is from RefSeq and is a predicted model, not a curated record. NCBI's taxonomy places the organism in Eukaryota, Metazoa, Chordata, Mammalia, Diprotodontia, Phalangeridae. Gene Ontology annotation, molecular function: RNA cap binding. The transcript has 4 exons. Bases 68 to 541 code for a protein of 157 amino acids. Gene Ontology annotation, cellular component: nuclear cap binding complex. Gene Ontology annotation, biological process: mRNA cis splicing, via spliceosome.